This is a messenger RNA of Myotis davidii, 1017 nucleotides long. Its product is annotated as claudin-34-like. The coding region runs from base 198 to 842 and encodes 214 amino acids. Gene Ontology annotation, molecular function: structural molecule activity. The transcript has a single exon. Gene Ontology annotation, biological process: cell adhesion; bicellular tight junction assembly. The record is from RefSeq and is a predicted model, not a curated record. Lineage: Eukaryota; Metazoa; Chordata; Mammalia; Chiroptera; Vespertilionidae. Gene Ontology annotation, cellular component: plasma membrane; bicellular tight junction.
GUAUAUUUGAAGGCUUUCAGUAAAUAUUCCCCAAGGACCCUUCGCCAGCAGAGCAUGGGGGUCAAGUGUCUCCAUUCUAGAAUAUGGCAUCUCCCUCUCCAAUAUAGCGCCGCUCACCCCCAGGUGGUGGUUCAAGGCAGUGGGUCUCACCCUCAUGACGCCCUCUAUUGGUUUGCAGAUCCCCUGGAAACAUAGGCAUGGCCAUGUUUGAAAACGCCAACUGCCAGGCAGCGAGUUUCGCCCUUAACACUCUGGGAUGGAUGUUCUCCAUGACCUGCAUGGGCCUGGCUGAGUGGCGGGUGUGGUACAUGGAGAGCAGCUCCGCCCCAUCCCGGAGCCUGGCCUGCAUUGGGAUGUGGAGGGUCUGCACUUACCAGCCCGCCAACCUCCACAGCAGAAAAAAAGAGUGUCACCGCUACACCUACAGUGACACCUACCUGCCGCUCGAUAUCCGCAUCGCACAGAACCUGCUGCUGGCCGCCAGCCUCCUCGGGCUCUUGGGGAAAGUGCUCAUGGUCACAGGUCUGCAGAGAGUGUACGCGGGACAGCUUCAGAAGGACACCACCUGCAAUCUGUUCUUCGCUUCAGGAGUCGUGAGCAUCAUAGCGGGUGCAUUUAUCCUCAUUGCUGUGAUGUGGAACCACCAGUCCGUGGUGAAUGAAGAAGGCAUACGCUUCCCACCAUCCUUCCACAUCCCCUUCAGGCCGGACAGGCAGGAGACCGGCAGCACCGUGCCCGUGGCGGUUCUGGCUGCCUUCCUCAUGAUGUUGAGUGGGCUGUUGACCAUCUCUUUCCAGCUGCCCUCCGACAGCCAAGUGCACCCCGAAGUCUCAAAAGUGUGAAAUUCCCGGCUACAUAAGCUUUGCAAAUCCACGAGAGCAGUUUAUGGGGGUGAAGUAUUAUCAGGAUGCUUUAUGAAAUAGUUCCAAGGCAAAGUUCAUUUUGAGCAGAAAGUGGCCAUUGGCUUCUAUGUCCAAAUUGGGCUCAUUGAUUGGUUAAGGAACUUUCAUUAAAAAA